Molecule: messenger RNA, 1161 nt
Organism: Nerophis lumbriciformis (worm pipefish)
Lineage: Eukaryota; Metazoa; Chordata; Actinopteri; Syngnathiformes; Syngnathidae
Source: RefSeq, a predicted model, not a curated record
AUGAUCGAGGUGGUGGCUUCCAUGGCUCGAGGUCCCGUCUUUCUGGCCGGGGAGCUCAUGGAAUGUCUCAUCACUUUCAGGAAUCCCAUGUCGCACCUUUCCACUUCUGCCAGCAGUGAGAUGUUGGCGUGGGCCAGUGCUCAGAUCCACUGUCAGUUUCAUGCCAGCGAGAGUAAAGUCAAUCUGCCUAACCGGGUCAACAAGCAAGAUGUCCAGGCGGACAGUGACACCGUUCUCAUUCCCAACAGAGGUGAACGAGGUCAAUGCGUCCUGGACACGCCGCCGAAGAUUCUGUUCUGCGAUCUGUGUCUAGAUCCUGGAGAGAGUAAAACCUAUUCGUACAGCGAGUACGUACCCGUCGACGGUCCUCCCAGUUUCCGCGGGCAGUCCGUCAAGUAUGUUUACAAACUGACCAUCGGCUGUCAGAGGGUCAACUCUCCCAUCAAACUUUUAAGAGUUCCCUUCAGAGUUUUGGUUCUGCAGGGUAUGCCAGAACCCUCGUUUCCUCAGGAUGAGGAAGUUUCCCCCUCUAACCCGUUCCUUGAGGAAGAGGAAGCCAGUCGGCGGGAUGCGCGGCCUUUGGAGAGGGCGCUCGACAUGCUAAUGAUCUCCACAUCCAGACGUUGCCCCCACAUGUUCAACAUCACCAAUGUGCGAGGAAAAGUGGCAAAGUUCUGCAUUUUCAAGACCCUCUACAGACUCGGAGAGGACAUCAUCGGCACGUUUAAUUUCUCUGAAGGCGACAUUCCCUGUUUGCAGUAUUCAGUGAGCCUCCAGAGCGAGGAGGAGAUCGCGCAGGAGUAUCAGCGGCGCCCCGGCCAGCCUCUCGCCGUGACCGGACACGGACGUCAUUUGGAAUCCUGCUUGCACACGGCGUCCAGUCACUUCUCACUCCCCGUUCCCCUCAACGUCACGCCGGGCUUCGGCACAGAUGUCGUAACACUGCGCUGGCGCCUGCACUUUGAAUUCGUCACUGCACGGGAGCCCGCCGAGCCCCCCGUGGUGUUUCAGAACGAGUCCAAGGCGACAGUGUGGUCCGGUGCCGAGCAUGUGGAAGUGGACACUUUUAGCUGGGACCUGCCCAUCAAGAUCUUGCCUACCAACCCGGCUUUGGCGUCCUACGAGUCCCAGUUCACUGGGACGAACCGGAUCAACAUUUAA